Molecule: messenger RNA, 3389 nt
Organism: Cajanus cajan (pigeon pea)
Lineage: Eukaryota; Viridiplantae; Streptophyta; Magnoliopsida; Fabales; Fabaceae
Source: RefSeq, a predicted model, not a curated record
GAAAAGCACGUCAAAAAUUUAUACACAAAAAAUAUGCUGCGUCUCUUUCUCUCUCCCCUCUCUCGCAAUUACACCUCUUUUGCCCUCCAUUAAAUGCAAUUGCACCCUCUCAAUACGCUCUGCAAUUACUCUUCGCUGCUUCCAUCUGUUCCCCACUUCCCUCUCUCCUUCAAUGCCCUUGUCCCUAUCCUCUCUUUCUCUCUCUCUCUAACCUUCUUCAUUCCUUACCAUAUAACCAACUUUAUUACCAUAACUCCCAAACCCUUUUCUUUUCAAUGGGUUUAUAGCACCAAAACAGAUCUACACCUUCAUCUUCUUUCUCUGCUACUAGUACUACCACUCAAGGGGCUGGGGGAGUGUGAAAAGGGACAUUAGGUCAAGAAAAAAAAAUCCUGAAAUAUUGGAAGCGUUGUGGACUUGUGGGGUUCUCCGAGAUCUUCGUUGGAGUUAUGUUUUGUUUUGAGAAAGUUUUGAUUUUGUUUUGUGAAAAGGCAAGAUCAGAAAAAGGGCAAUGAUAUUUCCUUGCUUCUUAAUCCAUAAUCCAAGAGCUAAACUCUUCUUCUCUACCAAGGACUUCAAAAAACUUCAGCAACCCUUGCUCAGAGAGUGAUAAGAGAGAGAAAGAAAGAGAGAGAGAGUUAAUUAUUCAUAUACUAGUUGGUGGUGAUUUUGACUUUUGAGGUAUGUGAAAUAUGCCAACCGGAAUUAUGAUUCCGGCGAGAAACAUGCCCUCGUUGAUACAAAGGAACAACAACGUUGGUGGGUUUGGAUCAUCUUCACCUUUUAGUAUUCUUACCCAGAUUGAAAAACCAUAAGGCUCCGGAAACCUUAAAGAUCUGCAGCAAUGUUCCAGUCGAACCUGAUGGAGGCGUUGGAGAUGGGUCAGAACACUUCUGAGAGUGAGGUUCCUCGAAUCCGUGAAGAUGAGUUCGACAGUGCCACCAAGUCUGGUAGUGAAAACCAUGAAGGUGCUUCUGGUGAAGACCAAGACCCUCGUCCCAACAAAAAGAAACGUUACCACCGCCACACCCAGCACCAGAUCCAGGAAAUGGAAGCUUUUUUCAAGGAGUGUCCUCACCCAGACGACAAGCAAAGGAAGGAGCUGAGCAGGGAGUUAGGGUUAGAGCCAUUGCAGGUUAAGUUUUGGUUUCAGAACAAGCGUACUCAGAUGAAGACACAACACGAGCGGCAUGAGAAUACACAGCUUAGAACCGAAAACGAGAAGCUUCGAGCAGAUAACAUGAGGUAUAGGGAGGCUCUCAGCAAUGCUUCGUGUCCUAAUUGUGGUGGACCAACCGCUAUAGGAGAAAUGUCAUUCGAUGAACAUCACCUAAGGCUUGAAAAUGCACGGCUAAGAGAAGAGAUCGAUAGGAUUUCAGCAAUUGCUGCAAAGUAUGUAGGGAAGCCUGUGGUGAACUAUUCAAAUAUUUCUCCUUCUCUUCCUCCUCGUCCACUAGAACUUGGGGUUGGUGCUGGUUUUGGAGGCCAACCAGGGAUUGGUGUGGACAUUUAUGGUGCUGGUGACCUUCUUAGGUCAAUUAGUGGACCCACCGAAGCUGAUAAACCAAUAAUCAUAGAGCUAGCCGUUGCAGCUAUGGAAGAGCUCAUUGGGAUGGCACAAAUGGGUGAGCCUCUUUGGCUAACUACCCUUGAUGGCACUUCCACUAUGCUAAAUGAGGAUGAGUACAUCAGGUCCUUCCCUCGAGGAAUUGGCCCUAAACCCUCUGGCUUCAAAUGUGAAGCUUCUAGAGAAACCGCUGUUGUUAUCAUGAACCAUGUCAACCUCGUUGAGAUUCUCAUGGAUGUGAACCAAUGGUCCACAGUGUUCUCUGGUAUAGUCUCAAGAGCCAUGACCCUGGAGGUUCUAUCAACAGGGGUGGCCGGGAACUACAAUGGUGCCUUACAAGUGAUGACAUCAGAACUACAACUACCUACACCUCUUGUGCCAACUCGUGAGAGUUAUUUUGUAAGGUAUUGUAAGCAGCAUGCUGAUGGGACUUGGGCAGUUGUGGAUGUGUCGUUGGAUAAUUUGCGCCCUAGUCCUUCAGCCAGAUGUAGAAGAAGGCCUUCUGGUUGCUUAAUUCAAGAAAUGCCAAAUGGCUAUUCAAAGGUCACAUGGAUUGAGCACGUGGAAGUGGAUGACAGGGGUGUUCAUAAUCUUUACAAACAGCUUGUUAGCUCUGGACAUGCAUUUGGAGCAAAACGUUGGGUUGCAACCUUAGAUCGACAAUGUGAAAGGCUUGCUAGUGCUAUGGCAACAAACAUUCCCACCGUAGAUGUCGGAGUGAUAACAAACCAAGAAGGGAGAAAGAGCAUGAUGAAGCUAGCUGAAAGAAUGGUUAUAAGCUUUUGUGCCGGUGUGAGUGCUUCCACUGCUCACACAUGGACAACACUCUCUGGAACAGGAGCUGAUGAUGUAAGGGUGAUGACCAGAAAGAGUGUAGAUGACCCUGGAAGACCUCCCGGCAUAGUUCUCAGUGCAGCCACUUCUUUUUGGCUUCCAGUUCCACCCAAACGAGUCUUUGACUUUCUCCGUGACGAAAACUCUAGGAAUGAGUGGGACAUUCUUUCCAAUGGUGGAGUUGUUCAAGAAAUGGCACACAUAGCAAAUGGAAGAGAUACUGGAAACUGUGUCUCUCUACUACGAGUAAAUAGUGCGAAUUCAAGCCAGAGCAACAUGUUGAUAUUGCAAGAGAGUUGCACCGAUACAACCGGUUCUUUUGUCAUUUAUGCACCGGUGGAUAUUGUUGCCAUGAAUGUGGUUCUAAAUGGAGGAGAUCCAGAUUAUGUUGCUCUUCUUCCUUCAGGGUUUGCUAUUCUGCCAGAUGGGACAACAACGCAUGGUAGUGGUAUUGGUGAAUCUGGACCUGGUGGAUCUCUUCUUACUGUUGCCUUUCAAAUAUUGGUUGAUUCGGUUCCUACUGCUAAGCUUUCUCUUGGAUCUGUUGCUACUGUCAACAAUCUCAUUGCAUGCACUGUUGAGAGAAUCAAGGCUUCCUUGUCCGGUGAAGGUGCUUAAGCUUCAAGACUUUGGAUUCAGUGUGUUUGAAAGAAGGGAUGAAAGGUUGUGGAGAUUAAAUGAAAAGGUGGUGAGGAUCUUCGGGUUACAUUACAAAGAUUAGGGAGAAGUCAAGAGCGCACCUUGCAUGAUCCCUUCUCAGCACUUACCCCAAAAGAGUUGUGAGAGGAUUAAGGUUCGGGAAUUGACUUCCCUAGAUACAAUAGUAAACGUUGAGAGCGAUUAAUUAUUAUGACCUUGCUACCCUUUACCAUUUCCGAGACUACAUAACUAGCUAGCUAGGAUUAACCUUUUCAGUAACUAGGGUUUAACUUUUGAUGUAAACUCUUGUCUUCUUUUUCAAUUCUUAUUUUGUGUGAUUUAAUUAGAA